UGUGUUACUGCAGAGAGUCUCCCCCUUCGGGGUCUUUUUGUGCAGGUCGCAGAGUAGCAGAAAUUCGGAUUCAGGAUCUGCUUCAGCUGCCCGGUGGGGGGCUUUGGGCAAAGGCUGGAGGGAAGUGCCGCUGGUGGCAAGGAACCGGAUGGCCUCGUUCCAGGGGGACUGUAUCAUGGCCUGGAACUGGCUGACCAUCUCAGCCCGCUGAGCCUACCUGGCCUUGCAUUCCCGCAGGUCUUCCCUCUGCUUGGAAAGCCUAUGCUUGUAGUCCUCAGUGAGGUGCUUCUGCUGAGCCUCCUUCUCAGUCAGAGUUGAAUUGAAUCUCAGUCAAUUUGAACUGAGCCAGCUGUUUAGCCAACUCUUUCUCCUGGUGGCAGCUUAGCUCCAACAACUGCUUCCUGUUGGGGCCCUAAGGAGCCCGGGCGGGCAGGCGAGGAGAAGCUGGGAGGGGAGGGGUGAGUAGAGGUCAGCGAGGCGCCCCUCAACGUGAGUGACAUUGAGUUGGCCACGCCCACCCAGUCACGUGGCCACCUAGCCACGCCCACCCAGGCGGUCAUUAGGCAGAUCAUAUUAGUGGUCCAUGGGAUUUAAAAUUAUGAAUGUAGUGGUCCUUGAGAUCCGAAAGGUUGGGGACCCAUGUUCUAGUCCAACUCCCAGCUCAAGCAGGAGACCCUAUCCAUUUCAGACAAAUAGCUGCCCAGUCUCUUCUUAAAAACCUCCAAUGUUGGAGCACCCACAACUUCUGUAGGGAAGCCGCUCCGUUGGUUUAUAGUUCUCACCGUCAGAAAAUUCCUCCUUAGUUCUAGGUUGUUUCUCUCCUCGAUAAUGUUCCAUCCCUCACUUCUUGUCCUGCCUUCAGGUGCUUUGGAAAACAAGUUGUCUGUGUCAGCCCCUCAUAUGUUGGAAGAGUUUCAUCAGAAAGUGGCAACAGAGAGACGGGACUGAGAACAAGCAACAGCAAUGAUAUUGGAACAUUUGAAAAGAAGGGUAAAUGUGAUGAAGGAGAGGCUUGUUUACAUGAAGCCUAGGUCCUCCAUACCCCUUGGGUCACCCAAAGACAAGGAAUUUCAUUCCUUCUUCAGUAAGUUCUUCACUAAAAGCCACUGUAGCAUUUCAAGGGCUGAACGUCUGUUCCUGGAAAAUGGAAUUUCAAACACCGGAAAGUGGAAAAUGCACAUAAAGGGUUUUUUCUCCCAGAGAAAAGCCACUGGAUGGCCUCAGACGCUCAGAAAUAUAUAGCUAAACACUACUUUUUCUGUUUGGGAGCACCAAGAUAUCCCUCAGCUUAAGUCAACUUUAAAGUCACGUGGUCAAGCCCUUUUCGGCCACGACGGAGGCAACGUGUAUGGUUUGAAUUAUGUGAAACCGAGCUCCUGUUCCUUAAAGAACUGUAGGUCUUCUGUAAGCCUCACAGCUGGGUAAUUGAAAAACGUCACCCGCUACAGGAAGUGGAGCCGUGGAAAUCAUCUGCCGUGCGUGCGAGCAGCCGUUAUCUUUCAAUCUCACCAGAAAGGAAGUGUUGAUCUGUCGCAUCUUCCGAGCUUUUUCCUUCGCAGCCUCCUGCACCCUGAGCCGCUACUGAACCGUCUCCAUUCCAAGCCAGCAGUUUGGUGAUGCCGCAAGAAGACACCGAGAACCACAGAAGAAUGCAAGCUCCCGUGGGGCCCACCGCCCUCCUAAAAAUGCUCCCACAUAACAUGACCUGGAUGAAAUACCCAACCCUGAGCAAGGAUCCCUCCACCAACUUCCAAGAGAUUAUGUUCGCGCAACAAGUCAUAUCAAGGUUCAUGCACGUUUACAUCGCUGUGUUUGUGCCGACGGGUUUAUUAGCCGGCAUGGCUACCCUGAGCAUUUGCAUCCAGAAUUAUCGAAAUCAUGUCCUGGACAAAUUAGACAUCUUGUUUUUAUCCCAGACAAUUGUCAACCUCUUUGUCAUCCUUCUAUCGCUCACCAUUGCCGUGCGGCCAGCUUAUCUCAAACUGUCCUACUUCGGGUGUGGGGCGCUGUCGUUCUUCUUCAACCUGGGUUACUUCUCUUCCCAGUUCCUCCUCCUCUUAAUCAUUCUGAACCUUUUCCUUGGGAGGCACCCGCCACAAAAUGCUCUAAUCGGCACGGCGCACCAAAGGCCAAAGGCCUGUGUCGGUUUUGUCCUAGUGUGCGGUUUCUGCGCCGCCUUGAUGCUGAGCGGGCUGCUCGGCAUCGAACAUUACCAGGAGGAAACGGACUGCCAGCUGGAUCCCUUGUUUGCCUGGCCCGAAUACGAGAUCAUUAAAUUUGCCUUGGGGUUCUGCGCACCGUCGUUGGCCGAGCUCCUCUUCUCCAUUCUAGCAUUUGUGAAAAAGACGCCGGCGGGUCGAUAUUCUUCGAGAAAAAACAGCCAGCCGCUUUGGGCCGUUUUGGCCAUCGCAGCGAGCAUGUUGUUGUGCCGUCUGUUUUAUAACGCCCUGAUCCUGGCUAGGACCAGCUUGAAGAUAAAGGGAGAGGCAGGGACGGUUCGGAACGAGCUGAUCAUGAAUAUCUCGGAGGUGGUUUUGUUCAGUGAAAGCUGCGCCAGUUUGGUGCUUGUCCUCUUCCUGCAUCACCCCUACAGGACCGCCCUGCUGAAUACGCUUAAAAACCUCACGAGGGGUUGCAGGAGGAGACGGGAUGCCAACCGGGCCCUUGAAAUCCAAGACAAUCAAACUGGACUUUCCGAAAUGCGCUGACACGAUUGUCCAAGAUGCUAAGACUUGGAAGAACUGCGUGUCAGCGGACGUCUACCAAAACCAGAAACUGAUUUUUCCUGAUUCGUCAGCUGCGGGGAAAAAUACUGAUGUUUUUCUCAAGGGGGUACACCUUGAUGGUAUGAGGACUACCCUCCCCAUAACUCUGCCCGGGUUUCAUGCCAGGCUGGUGUUUUGUUCCUAUAGGCCUGGAUCGAUGGACGGUAGGCCGGGCAAUUAUCUGAACAAACAGGACUUUGGAAGAAAAGAAAAGAAAAAAAUCUGCCUUCGUUUCAUUUCUGUGUAAUCGGGAUUUUUUAGGGGGAGUGCAGGUGGGAAGGUGAGUUUUUGAAGUUUACAAAAGGGCUUUUUUCCCCCAGGAUCAGCAAGAGGAAAUAAUGAAAGUGUAAGUGAAAGGGACGGCAGACCUCAGAAAGAGAAAGGGGAUUCCCUAAAAGUGACCCCCCCCCUUUUAAAAUCUUGUGAUUGAGAAGGGGCAACCACCAGCGGGAACUCUCUAGAACAGGGGUCUCCUACCUUGGAAACUUUAAAACUUGUGGACUUCAACUCCCAGAAUUCCUCAGCC
Molecule: messenger RNA, 3291 nt
Organism: Ahaetulla prasina
Lineage: Eukaryota; Metazoa; Chordata; Lepidosauria; Squamata; Colubridae
Exons: 3
Coding region: 1617-2708 (363 amino acids)
Biological process (GO): G protein-coupled receptor signaling pathway
Cellular component (GO): membrane
Molecular function (GO): G protein-coupled receptor activity
Source: RefSeq, a predicted model, not a curated record